This is a messenger RNA of Rotaria sp. Silwood1, 612 nucleotides long. Lineage: Eukaryota; Metazoa; Rotifera; Eurotatoria; Philodinida; Philodinidae. The record is from the annotation of a GenBank genome assembly.
AUGAAUUCAAUUGAAUAUUUAAAAUCAGAAAAAGAUUUUUCUCAAUAUAAACCUCAACCAGGAACUAGUUUAGCUUCAUCAAUUAAGAAUAAAAUAUCAUUUAUUAAUUUAAAUGAAAUAAAUAAAUCAAUAUCAUCAAAAAAUCAAUCUGAAAAUUAUAAAUAUAAAACCGAAUUAUGUCGAAAUUAUUCAUCAAAUGGAUAUUGUUCAUAUUCAUCUCGUUGUCAAUUUGCUCAUGGAAUAAAAGAAUUACGUUCAAGAAUUCGACAUCCAAAAUAUAAAACUGAAAUUUGUCGAAAUUUUAUAACAGGUUAUUGUAAAUAUUCAAAUCGUUGUCAAUUUUUACAUAAUUAUAAUAAAAUAAAAGAUUUAAAUAAAUUAAAUUAUUCAUCAAUAUUAAAUAAUCAAUUUAAUUAUAUUUAUUUAUUAUUAGAUAAAUAUAAAUUAAAUAAUUAUAAUUAUAAUCAAUAUUUUGUUGAUCAAAAUAAUUAUAUUGAUAUAAAUAUAUCUUAUUUUGAUUAUUAUCUUUAUUUACAAACAAUAUUUUAUUAUUAUUAUCAUCUUCGAACAAAUAAUUCAAUAUAUAUACCAAUUGAACAUUUUUUACAAUAA